AUGGCAACCAUUGCCGAAGCUUUAUCUCGUUUGACUCUUUCUCCUUCAAACACUCAAAAUGCCCAUCAAGCUUCCACCUCUAGUGGCCUAUCUUCUCAACCCCAACCAAACCCAAAGGGAAGUAUUAAUGCUAUUAUCCUUAGGAGUGGUACCAAGUUAGAUGAAGUUGGUCUUAAGCCUACAAGUUUGAGCAAGGAGCCCCACAAUGAAGAAAUAGAAGAAGAAGUGGAAGUGGUGGGAGAGGAGGAGGAAAAUGUUACAAGAGGUGAGGAGGAACUAAUGAAGGUCAAAGAGCCCAAAAGAAAGAACCCUCUUGAAGAGCCUACACCAAUUCCUUUCCCAACAUUGGCUAAAAAGGCAAAGAAGCAUGAGGACCUUGAUCCCAAUAUGGUAGAAAAUUUCAAGAAUGUGGAAGUUACCGUUCCUCUUUUUCAAGCCAUCCAACAAGUGCCAAAGUAUGACAAAUUCCUCAAGGAUGUUUGCACCCACAAGGACAAGAUUAGUGAGCUAAACAAAAGUCCGGUGAAUGACUCUAUAUCUUCUCUCAUUUCAAAAAAGUGUAAUGACCCCAGUCCAUGUUUGGUGACUUGUGUAAUUGGUGGCAUGGAGUUCAUGGAUUGCAUGUGUGAUUUGGGAGCUUGUGUAAGCAUUAUGCCCCUCCCUAUCUAUGAGAAGUUGAACUUGUCACUAUUGAAGAGGUCCGGAGCAAAAUUUGUGUUGGCGGACAAAAGCAUUGUAUCGGUUGUAGGAAUUGCGGAGGAUGUUUUGGUAAAUAUCCAAGGGUUGCUCUUUCUGGUAGAUUUUCAUAUAUUGGAAACCCCUCCAAUUGAUUUAGGCAAGCCAUCCUCUAUUCUCCUUGGGAGACCAUUUUUGAAGACAUCUCGAUUCAAGUUGGAUGCAUUCUCGGGAGCUUACCCAUUUGAGGUCGAUGGAAAAAUAGUGAAGUUCACUUUGGAUGAAUCUAAGAAGCCUACUCCUUGA
Arachis ipaensis is the source of this 981-nucleotide messenger RNA. RefSeq lists its product as uncharacterized. Lineage: Eukaryota; Viridiplantae; Streptophyta; Magnoliopsida; Fabales; Fabaceae. The record is from RefSeq and is a predicted model, not a curated record.